Messenger RNA from Vigna angularis (adzuki bean), 3843 nucleotides. RefSeq names its product pentatricopeptide repeat-containing protein At4g38010-like. NCBI's taxonomy places the organism in Eukaryota, Viridiplantae, Streptophyta, Magnoliopsida, Fabales, Fabaceae. The transcript is spliced from 2 exons. The coding region runs from base 815 to 2602 and encodes 595 amino acids. Gene Ontology annotation, biological process: RNA modification. The record is from RefSeq and is a predicted model, not a curated record. Gene Ontology annotation, molecular function: protein binding; RNA binding.
AUGAGAAGGAGAAGAAAGGUAGGAGGGAAGUGAGGCCGAACGGUAUCGAUCAUAAAGGUCGAACGUUAGAAGGCAGGGAGCACAUGUUAGGGGCUGGAAAGUGUACAAGAGAAGAAGGUGUAGGAGGGAGAGAGAGGGGGACCGAACGGUAGAAGAUGGGGAGCUAUGUGACCGAACGGUAGAGGGAGGACGACCAGACCGAACGGUCGGGAACAGGGAGGUAGUUGGACGAGCGAUAGAGGAGGGUGGACGACCAGACCGAACGGUCGUGAGCAGGGAGGUUGUUGGACGAGCGGUAGACGAGGGAGGACGACCAGACCGAACGGUCGGGAACAGGGAGGUAGUUGGACGAGCGAGAGGAGGGUGGACGACCAGACCGAACGGUCGCGAGCACGGAGGUAGUUGGACGAGCGGUAGACGAGGGAGGACGACCAGCUCCAGAAUUGCUUCCCUCUGUUCUUAGCAGUUCUAGCUGUUCUUACCACUGUUUUCUCUCCACACAGGCAAAGGGGUGAUACACCAUCAAUCGUAGAUACUCCACCACCACGAAAAACGAAAUCAGAGUUUUGAUUCCGCCACCCAUUGCAUGUCGAAGAUGAACAAGAAUGGGACUUCUGCACUUCAUUAUCCAUCACUUCGAAUCGAAGAAAGAACGCGCACCCUCCCACUUCCAACUACAUAAUCUUCAUCCACGAACACUGGCGCUUCGAAUCAAAGAAAGAAUGGGAUUUUUUCCCUCACGCGAACCCUACUAGUAAGAACCCCCAAUUUGUUUCCCCAAUCUCAGUUGCAUUUCUCAAUUAAAGGGGUUGCCAUGAGCAAGGCUGGGCAAUGUCUGAAAUCGGUUCUCUUGGAUUUGAUUCACAAGAGCAAUGGCUUGAGAUCCUUCAAGCAAAUUCAUGCGCAUCUAUUGACUUCUGCCCUUGUUGCCAAUGACUUGGUUAUUUCUAAAGCUGCAAUUUUUUUGGGAAAACAUGUUACAGAUGUUCAUUACCCUUGCAAUUUCCUGAAGCAAUUUGAUUGGAACUUGAGCUCUUUCCCUUGCAAUUUGCUGAUUUCUGGCUAUGCCUCUGGACACUUACCCUGGCUUGCAAUCCUGAUUUAUAGAUGGACUGUUAGGAAUGGUUUUGUGCCUGAUGUGUACACUAUCCCAGCAGUUUUGAAAUCUUGUGCUAAGUUUUAUGGGAUUGUAGAGAUUAAACAGUUUCAUUCCGUAGCUUUGAAGACUGGCUUGUGGUGCGACAUUUAUGUGCAAAACACUCUUGUCCAUGUGUAUUGCAUUUCUGGGGACACUGUUGGUGCUGGCAAGGUGUUUGAUGACAUGCUUGUGAGAGACGUGGUCUCUUGGACUGGCUUGAUAUCUGGGUAUGUCAAGGCUGGGUUGUUUAAUGAGGCCAUCGCAUUGUUUUUGAGAAUGGAUGUGGAACCUAAUGUAGCAACCUUUGUCAGCAUACUUGGGGCUUGUGGGAAAUUGGGUUGUUUAAAUUUGGGGAAAGGAAUUCAUGGGUUGGGUCUCAAAUGUCUGUUCGGGAAGGAGUUGGUGGUAUGCAAUGCUGUGUUGGAUAUGUAUAUGAAGUGUGAGUCUGUCACUGAUGGAAGGCAAAUGUUUGAUGAGAUACCUGAGAAAGAUAUUAUUUCUUGGACUAGUAUGAUAAGCGGGUUAGUGCAGUGCCAGUAUCCCAGUGAAUCGCUGGACUUGUUCUGCCAAAUGCAAGGCUCAGGUUUUGAGCCGGAUGGAGUUAUACUUACUAGUGUGCUUUCUGCUUGUGCCAGCCUUGGGCUUCUUGACUACGGUAGAUGGGUCCAUCAGUACAUUGAUCAAUGCCGUAUCAAGUGGGAUGUUCAUAUAGGAACUACAUUGGUUGACAUGUAUGCAAAGUGUGGUUGUGUAGACAUGGCGCAGCGUAUCUUCAGUGGAAUGCCUUCUAGGAAUAUCCGUACUUGGAAUGCCUAUAUAGGUGGCCUAGCAAUAAAUGGACUUGGGAGGGAAGCAUUGAAGCUAUUUAAAGAUUUGAUAGUGUCAGGUGCAAAGCCUAAUGAAGUGACAUUUCUUGCUGUUUUAACAGCUUGCUGCCAUUCUGGCUUGGUCAGCGAAGGCCGAAAGUAUUUCAAUGAGAUGUCAAGUCCCCUCUACAACCUUUCUCCUUGGUUAGAACACUACGGCUGCAUGGUUGAUUUAUUCUGCAGAGCUGGACUGGUGAAGGAAGCUGUGGAGUUGAUAAAGACAAUGCCCAUGUCCCCUGAUGUGCAGAUCAUCGGAGCGCUUUUGAGUGCCUGUAAUACAUAUGGGAAUGUUGGAUUCACCCAAGAAAUCUUGAAAUCACUGCAGAAUUUUGAAUUUCAAGAUAGUGGCAUAUACGUGCUUCUUUCUAAUCUGUAUGCCUCUAACCAGAAAUGGGCUGACGUGAGAAAUGUUAGGAGACUGAUGAAGCAAAAAGGAAUAAGCAAGGCUCCUGGGUCUAGCAUUAUAAGAGUGGAUGGUAAGAGUCAUGAAUUUUUAGUUGGAGACAGUAAUCAUCCUCAAAGUGAGGAUAUUUACGUACUAUUGGACAUCCUUGCCAAUCAAAUAUACUCUGAGGGGCAUAUUAAUACCCUCUGCUAAUCAGACAACUCUGCAGUCAACUAGGCCAGGUGGAAGUUGCUAUUUUAGCACUGUGCAAAGCUAUAAGGCUUAUUAUAUGUCCUGAGGGUUAUACUGAAGAAAGUUCUUCUAGGUUCUUGACAUUUCUGUCUAAUGAAGUUCAUUUUGAAGCAGUUGAAAGGCUCUUAUCUUCAAAAAAUUUCAUUCAUGCCAUUUAUAAAGCUGUUGAAUCUAUUCCAGAAGGGCAGGUGUGUGGGUGUAUUAGACAGAUAAGAGAUGAUAUUUCAGAAUCUCUCAUGUGGAUGAAAGAUUUUUGUCCAUUGGUUGAUGGCAAGAAAUUACAAUUUUUUAAUCUGCAAGUGGAACUGUUUGGUAAAGGGCUGUCCAGACUAUAUUGUUUAGUGCUUGGUUAGGUGACAGUCACUGAUGGUAACCGCAAUCUUUUUGGAGUUUCCGUAAAAGAACUUAUGGAAUUAAUGCGUCCCUACUUGAGUAUUCUAGUUGGAAAGCAGCAAGAUAAAAUCUGCAAGUUCUUUUCUUCUGUCAUAGGUCAAACUGUUGAUCGAGUGGUUAGAAAGGGAAACUUUUUAAAGAAAUUUGGUAUGUCCAUCCAAUGGGUUCUUGUGUUCUUCUUUCAGUUGCAUGUGUCUUGCCAAACCUUAUAUAGGCAAGCAAGCCUUAUGCCUCCUGAUUUGCCAAAAAAGUCUGCAGAGGUGGUAGAUUAUACAGCAUAUUCUGCUUGUGAGUUGAUGGACAUGAUUGAUGAGAUAGACUUCGACUUUUUUUCUUGGAUUGUUCAACCCUCAGGUUCCCUCCUUGAUGUUAUGAAAUUUAUUUCUGACAUAUAUCUUAAACAUGGCCCAGAUGAUUCUUCCCCUUUGAUCUAUAUCUUUCAAUCUAUGGCUCUUCGAAGGCUUGUUGACUUGAAUAAACAGAUUAUAUUGUUCAAGUAUAUGCAAAAGAAGCAUUAUUUGCAGAAGCCUUAUAGAUCCCAAAUCAACACACUGAAGGAAGAAGCGGCUGGACUUACUAAUUUUAUUAUGGAAAAUUUAUCAUGUGUGUUUCAAUCCCCAAUCUUUGUUUCUGAAUUUGCAACUUGUGAAGAUGUAGUUUCUGUGGCCACUCAAAGCAACGAAUGUGAUCUAGGAGUUUAUUUUGCUGACAGAAAGUCAUUGCAAACACUCAUUUGGUCUAAUCUUUACAAAAGUGUUGAUGUUUGGAGCAACCAUGCUUCAAAGAAGAAAAUGAAAAAGUUCUUCUCA